ACGGCAUGUAGAUUGUACUGAUGAAAGUAUUUCCGCACGUGGUGGUCUUUGCAAGAGUAUUGAUGCGAAACACAGGCACCUGUCAAAAUGUUGGUGUUGUUUGAAUCCUCAGCGGGCUAUGCUUUGUUUAAGCUUCUUGAUGAAGCUAAACUGCAAAACAUAGACAAUCUAUUUAAAGACUUUGAGACACCAGAUAAGGCUUCUAAAGUUUUGAAACUCAAGCACUUUCAAAAGUUUGAGAACAUAAAUGAGGCAGUAGCAGCUAAUUUGACAGUAGAGAAUGAGAAAGUCAGUAGAAAUCUGAAGAACAUCCUCAAAAAGCAUGUUCUUAAAGAUGCAGAGUGUGAACUGGCUGUUGCAGAUGCCAAGCUUGGUAAAUUGCUCAAGAAAAAGUAUGACUUGAACUGUGUGACAAACUCAGCCAUUCAAGAGUUAAUGAGAAACAUACGUAGUCAACUAAACAGUUUUGUAUCACCAAUGGUUGAGUCCAGUCAUUUAGCACAGAUGUCUUUAGGUCUUGCACAUAGCUUGGGGAGAUACAGACUAAAGUUUAGUCCUGAUAAAGUGGAUACUAUGAUUGUCCAAGCAGUUUCUCUGUUGGAUGACGUUGAUAAGGAGUUAAAUAACUAUAUAAUGAGGCUGAGAGAAUGGUAUGGGUGGCAUUUCCCAGAGCUGACCAAGAUUAUCACAGACAAUUUGGCAUAUGCACGAGUUGUAAAAGCCAUGGGUGAUCGUAACACAGCCAGAACCAUGGAUAUGUCAGAUAUUUUGCCUGAGCAUUUGGAAAAAGAAUUAAAGUGGGCAGCAGAAAUAUCAAUGGGUACAGAAAUAUCAGAGGAGGAUAUUUUUAAUAUUAAAAACUUGUGUGAUCAGGUAAUUGAAAUGUCCAAAACAAGAGAUGAAUUGUACAGUUAUUUGAAAGAACGCAUGUCAAUGGUUGCACCAAAUUUAACAGUGUUGGUUGGCGAAUUAGUAGGAGCAAGACUUAUUGCUCAUGCAGGUUCUUUGCUUAACCUUGCAAAGCACCCAGCGUCUACAGUACAGAUCCUUGGAGCAGAAAAAGCCCUGUUUAGAGCCUUAAAAACUAAACACGACACACCUAAAUAUGGUCUGAUAUAUCAUGCAUCAAUUGUUGGUGGAGCUAAUCCUAAAAACAAAGGAAAGCUUUCAAGAAUGUUGGCAGCGAAAGCUUCAUUAGCUAUUCGAGUUGAUGCUCUAAGUGAGAACAGUGACUGUACACUUGGUGUGGAACAGAGAGCAAAAAUUGAGAGCAGGGUUAGAAAUCUGGAUGAAAAGGCUGCACGCAAAUUAGGUGGCUCUGGUAAAUUUCAGAUAAAACAAGAAAAAUAUACAGGUGUUAGUGAAGUGAAGACAUUUAAUCCUGCUCUAGACUCAACAAUUCCAACCUCUAUGAAAAGAAAAGCAGAGGAAGAAGCGGAUGUAAAACCUCCAAAAAUAAAAAAAAUAAAACUGGAAGUAGAAGAAACAACUGAGGAAGCAGAAACAGAGAAACAGAAAAAGAAGAAAAAGAAGAGGCAAUCUGAAAGUGAAGUAAUAGAGAAAGGGGACGUGGAAGAGGCGGAGACAGAAACUCCAAAAAAGAAGAAAAAGAAGAGUAAGCAUUCAGAGAGUGAUAUUUCAAUGGAUGUGUCAAUAGAAACACCAUCAGCUGACGGUGAUGCAGGCAGCAGCAAGAAAAAGAAGAAGAAAAAGAAGGCUGCAAAAUCUGAAGAUGAUGAAUAAACACUUAAAAGUUCUUAAAUAUUGUUUUCAUAAUUUGUACAUAUAUGGAGCUAAUAGUAUUGAGACUAUAGUCGAAUGAUUAUGAUUGUUUUUCAUAAUGCCACUAAGCAAGAGCUGUGGUAGUUUUUGUUGUGGUUAAACAAAUCUGUACAUAAUUAUUAUGCUGAAUAGCUGCCAUUUCAUGAGUUUACUACAACUGUUAUUGUAAAUAGUGUAUACUUACAACAUUGUCACCAUCCACUCCAGAAACACCUGAUUGUGUUCAUUUAAGAAGGCUGGAUAAUGGAACAUGUGUGGCUAUGUUAAAUCACCAGCUAAUUUUUAUUUGCAUUUGGGAUCCUAUAUAUAUUCAUUAAAUAAACUGCUUACAUUUAUUAACAACUUUUGUAGUUUUUUAAUGUUUAAAAAACCAACUCUAUAAUGUAACUUCCUUUUUGGAAUUUAUAGCUGUUGAACAUUAACUAGGACAAUUUUAAAAGCAACAGUUUUGAUGUCCCUUGUUCAGUCUAGAGAAGUAAAAAUACUAAAAUAUAAAUGACUGUAUUCUACUAUGGUAUCUUUCAAAUUACCAUGAAUACAAAAUGGAGGCUUUUUCAUGAUUCAUUUAUUAUCUCAAGGAAAUCACAGAGAAAUUUGUACAAGUUAAGUUUCUUAUCUAACUCAAAACUUCAAAUGUUUGUAAAAAAAAAAUAGUUUGGCAGUGCAUUGUUAAUCACAUAGUACAAUAUAGAUUUCAAGCAGGAGAUAGGGUAAUCAAGCAAAAAUCCUGUGCUUUGCUGUCUUUCUGGCUCAAUGCACAGUUGAAGCUCUAGGUGAGCCCUUAAUUGGGCAUUAAACUAGACUUUUUUUUUAAAGGGUGAUUUCAUAAAACUUGUACUGUACCUUUCUUGCAUUAUUGUUAGCAUGUAUUGUGCUAGAUCAGGGGUCGGCAACCUUUUGAAGCGGAAGAGCCAAAAGAUGCAAUUUACUACAUUUUCCAGUUUUUAAAGAGCCACUAACUUUUUUUUAUUUCAAAUAUUUUAUUUUUUGAUUAAGAUUAUUAGUAUUUGUGCAAGGAGCUGGAGAGCCGCAUCUUGAUAUCAAAAGAGCCGCAUGCGGCUCGCGAGCCGCAGGUUGCCGACCCCUGUGCUAGAUCGAUAUUGGAAGUUUAUUGCUUUUCGAAUGCAAUAAUUACUACUAUUAAUUUUUAAAAUACCAGUGGUCUUUUAGUCAAAGAGAGAACAAAACAGAUUUCUUGGUGUAAAACUUUAUUAUAUAGUUAUAAAAAUAGUUACUAAGCAUAUAAAAAGUUUGAUCUGUUGAAAUUAAAUUGUAAACAUGAAA
Messenger RNA from Physella acuta, 3066 nucleotides. Its product is annotated as nucleolar protein 58. The record is from RefSeq and is a predicted model, not a curated record. Gene Ontology annotation, molecular function: snoRNA binding. NCBI's taxonomy places the organism in Eukaryota, Metazoa, Mollusca, Gastropoda, Physidae. Gene Ontology annotation, cellular component: box C/D methylation guide snoRNP complex; small-subunit processome.